Lathyrus oleraceus (garden pea) is the source of this 1589-nucleotide messenger RNA. RefSeq names its product 36.4 kDa proline-rich protein. The transcript has 2 exons. Bases 135 to 1193 code for a protein of 352 amino acids. The record is from RefSeq and is a predicted model, not a curated record. NCBI's taxonomy places the organism in Eukaryota, Viridiplantae, Streptophyta, Magnoliopsida, Fabales, Fabaceae.
UCACGAGAAAGAUAUAUCAAAAUAUCAAAAUUUCAUAGUUUUUUUCACCAUAUAAACCUCAUCACUCAUUCUAUUUUUUUAAGUGCAAAGCUUCAUAGUAGUGAGCACACACAUUACACUAAAAUCUUCGAAACAUGGCUAACUUUGCUAUAGCCAAUGUUUUGAUACUUCUCUUGAACUUGAGUACCUUACUCAAUGUUCUUGCUUGUCCUUAUUGUCCCUACCCUUCUCCUAAGCCACCAACACAUAAACCUCCUAUUGUUAAACCACCAGUUCAUAAACCACCAAAGCCACAACCUUGUCCACCUCCUUCUUCAUCACCGAAACCACCACAUGUUCCAAAACCUCCUCAUUAUCCCAAACCACCAGCAGUGCAUCCACCUCAUGUUCCAAAACCACCAGCAGUGCAUCCACCCCAUGUUCCAAAACCACCAGUAGUGCAUCCACCUAUAGUGCAUCCACCUUAUGUACCAAAACCACCAGUUGUUAAACCACCAGUUGUGAAACCACCUCAUGUCCCUAAACCGCCUGUUGUUCCAGUAACACCACCUUAUAUUCCUAAACCACCAAUUGUUUUUCCACCACAUGUUCCUCUUCCUCCGGUUGUUCCAGUAACACCGCCUUAUGUUCCGAAGCCACCAAUUGUCUUUCCACCACAUGUUCCUCUUCCACCAGUUGUUCCGGUAACACCGCCUUAUGUUCCUAAGCCACCAAUUGUUUUUCCACCACAUGUUCCUCUUCCACCAGUUGUUCCAGUAACACCACCUUAUGUUCCUCUUCCUCCUGUCGUUCCAGUAACACCACCUUUUGUACCAACACCGCCUAUUAUUACACCACCGACACCGACCGUACCAGUUCCUAGUCCACCUAGUGAAACACCAUGUCCACCACCACCACCAACAGUUGUACCUUAUCCACCACCAGCACAACCAACAUGUUCCAUUGAUGCUUUGAAGUUAGGUGCAUGUGUUGAUGUGCUCGGUGGUCUCAUACAUAUUGGAAUCGGUGGAAGUGCUAAACAAACAUGUUGUCCAUUGCUUCAAGGACUUGUAGAUUUGGAUGCUGCUGUGUGUCUAUGCACCACUAUUAGACUCAAGCUUCUUAAUAUCAACCUUGUUAUUCCCCUUGCUCUUCAGGUUCUUAUCGACUGUGGCAAAACUCCACCAGAAGGUUUCAAGUGUCCAUCAUCAUAGUUUCAUAGAGCUAGUACAUUUAUAUUUUGAUUGCAUGGAUCAUAUUUUAGAGGUUGCUUGGAAUAAGGUUAACGUACACAAGGUUUGAAAGAGAUGUAGUGAAGAAAAUGAUCAUUGUUUCUCGUUCAUCAAGUUGUUGUAGGGUACCACAAAUUAAGGGCCAAGGACAUAGUAGAAGUAUUGUGUAGCUGGGUGCAGAGUAGAAAGUUUUCUGCACUUUCAUGAAGUAGUUGUCGUCGUCAUGCAUUAAUACGACAAAAACAUUUAAAUUUGAUUAAUUUCUGUUUGGUUUCUUUUUGUCUAUUUGUUUGAUUGCGUGUGAUGCUCUGUGUUUGCAUGUCAGCGUUUGUAACUUCACCCGUGAAUGCAUUGGAAAUGUAUAAGUUAUUUUUUUUA